AUGAAAGUUGGGCACUGGGUACUGGGCUGCGAUGGAAAUAUUUUAAAUUUUUCAAACAAAGAUUUUUUCCCCCUUUAAUUAUUGUUAGUUAUUGUCCUUUUAUUGGCUCGCAAUUAUCAGUAGACAAAAACCAUACCAAAAAAAGAUGAGCUUUUUAAGAGGCGGCGUUUUAAUAAUGAAAGCUGUCCUGUUUUUUGUUAUUCUCACGUGUGCGUCGUGUGAUUAUUCUAAUCGACAACGUCGACAGGCUGACGUUGUUUAUGCAAGAUGCAACGAUGUCUAUCCUCAAUGCCUUUCUUGGAAAGAACAACAAAAUUGGUGCACUUCUGACCAGUAUAGAGAAUAUAUGGCAACCGUAUGUCCGUUGACCUGCGGAUUCUGCGUUAAAGAAGAUCCAAUACCUGAUCCAGUGCCUAUAAAAUCAGAACCAUCACCAGAACAAACGUCACAAGAUGAGUAUAAAAAGCAAAUGCAGCAAUACUACACAGAUAUUCAACGUUUGCAAGGUGAAAAUUCGGCAACGCAGGUGUCAUCUGCCAUUUCAUCUAAUACGUCUCCGGCAACAACAACUGAACAGUUAGCAAGUUAUGUACCAGCUCCAUCACCACCUGCAGUUGACUUUGCUUCAAUAUACUCAACAUCUCCAGUUAAUCCAGAUCCACAAUCUAUUCCAGCUACUUCGGAAGUACAAUCAGUACCAACUGCAACGAUAUUCUCGUACCCCCCAGCUGCUCCACCAGCUUCUCCAUCGGCUGUAACGAGCAUAUCUGCACAAGUUCCUCAAGUUGCAUCGGCACCCGUUUAUAGUAGCCCUUCAGUAGCUCAAGCACCACAAAAUGUUAACCAAAGUCCAGUACAACCUUUAUUAAACUAUGCUCCUUCAAAUCCAGUGAACGCAAGUGUAACUUUUACUGCUGCCAUAGGUCAAAAUGUGACAGCUUUAAAAGCACCAAUAAAUACGCUAAUGAUGGGUCAACUUAUACAAAAUGAAAACGAUUCUAAAGUUUAUAAUCCUAAAUUAACGUCAAGUGCUUUAUAUAGCGAAAAAAAGCCACAAAAAGAAGAAUCUUCUCAAUCUCCUAAAAAUGUAUCUAAUGCAGAAAAUACCAACACUGUAAAGGAGAUUACACCACAAGCUAUGGUAAAAGAUAAAGAAAAAUUAAGCACUGAUUUGAAGGAAGGGGACCGACCGGCUCUUAAAAUUGAAAAGAUUAAAUCUCAAAAAAAAAUUACAAAAGAAAACAGCGAGGACGACGAAGCCACUAAUGAGCAAAUUCGAACCGAAUCAAAACAUUUAGAAAAAAAUUUAUCUCAAGCAAAAGAGAAGAGACUAAAAGCCGAGCUUCAAGCUAAAGCUAAAAAAUUAAAAUCUGCAAAAAAAGUUGACGUUGAAGAGGAAAGCGGUGAUUCUAGCGAGGAGCAAUUGUCGAAAAAAUUAAAUUCAUUUGGUUCUAAAAUAAAACAUAAAAAACCAAUAAAAUCACGCCAUUUAAAAAAUCGUCUCAAAAACAAAAAAGUUAAAAAGCCUAAGCUCAAAAAAAAAAAAGUUAAAAGCGAGGCAAAAUUUAAAAACGAGGCAACUACCAGCAGUAAGCAUUUUUCUGAAUUUUUAAAGACAGCUGAGGAAAACGAUAUAGAAUAUAAUCUUCCUUCGGAAAAAGAAAACGUUGAAGAAUCCGGAUCUGAGAGCGGCAUCGGAGCAGAAGGGGAAUUUGAAGAUGCGUUAGCUAAAGAUCUAGAAGAGCUAAGUUUUAUCACAGGAUUAAAUUUUGAUGAUGAUGAUUAUGACGUUGCAGAUGAUAUAUCAAAUGAAAUUCAAAAUUUAGACAGCAAGAAAAAAACCCAUAAAAUCAGUGUUGAAGAAUCUUCUCUUUUUAAUGCAAGAGCCAGUACCAAAAGAAACAAUGCUCACCAUGUUAAUGUAGCUAGAAGUCAUGUCCCUAUUGUAGAAGAAGAUAGUUCAUUUAUGAAGCUCGAGGAUGAGUCAACUAAAUCAAAUAUCCCAUCUAAUAACCAGUUAGCUUCAGAAGAAUCAUCUGAUGAAGACGAAAAUGAAAUAAAUUUUGAAGACGAUGAUAAUUUAAGUGGUGACAGUUCAGACAAAAAAUCAAAGGUUUUAUACAAGGUUAAGCAGUCUAAACAUAAAAGGAAAGCCAAAUUAAAAGGUACAUCAAAUGUAAGACCAAGUAAUAGUGACAUAGUCACUCCAUUUAAAAUAAGAGCUAAAUCUGUAUAUCAAGCCAAAAAACCAAAUGCUAUAAAUUCAUUGAACACUCUCAAGUUUGGUUCUGUUACAUCUCAAAAACCUAAUAUCACAAAAUCUUUAAAUGCUUCUUUAAAGUCUGCAUCUAUUGCAUCUGGAAAACCUGAUAUCACUAGCUCUUUAAAUGCUUCUUCAAAUUCUGCUGCUGCUAAAACUCGAAAACCUAAUAUCACUAACUCUUGGAAUGCUCCUUCAAAGUCUCGUAAACCUAUCACAAAUUCUUGGAAUGCUUCUACUUCAAAGUCUGCUAAUGUUGCAACUCAAACAAUAGUCUCUUCGAAACAUAAAAAAUUACAAAACUUAAAUGCAGUUAAAAACAAUUUCAAAUUAAUAACAGCAGUAAAGGGCUCUCGUUUGAUAGUUAAUAGCAAACCAAAUGUUACUGUCCAAAACAAAUUAAAUUUAGGUUUGGUGAAUAAAAACACUCAAUCAAACAAUAAUGACAACAGUUCUAAUUUAGAAGAAGGUUUUAAUGAUGAAUAUGAAAAUGCUCUAUCUUCAUUUGAUGAUGAAAGUGGAAGUGCAAGUGGAGGUGACUCACCAGGUGUUUUACCUUCAGUUAAAGAAAAUUUAAAUAAAAGUAAUUCUCCUGCUGAUAUUUUGGCUACAAGUGAAGAAGGAAAGUUGAUUAAAGUUAUCUCUAAAGCAGGCAACCAGGAAGGUAAAAUCAGUUUUGUUUUAAAGCAAAACUUUAAUUCAUUGUUGAAUGAUGUGCAUUCUCCUAAUUACAUGAUGCUUUCUGGAAAUGUUAAAAAAGAUUUGGAAAAAGCAUUGAUGAAAGGAAAAAUAGAAGAUAUUACAUUUUCUGAAGCAGAUAUUGAGGGAAAUCCGAGACAAACAGGUAAAACGAAAGUCUCGUUUAAUAUCAAAAGCCGUGAUAGUCUUAUACGGGUUUUAAUGAAAUUGGUUGAUACCGGCUCAAUUAAUGGUUUAGCUGUUGUUAAAGGCUCCAUGGAGUACGACGAUAAAUAAAACAAUGCUCAGGUUUCAUGGUUAUUAUAUGGCUUAUAAAAGUAAGCAAACACAAGCGUAAAAGUAGAAGGCAAAUCAAUAGUAGAAGGAGGAAAAUCUUUUUAUGAAGAACUUUCUCGAGUUUUUAAAUAUAAAAAUAGUGACAUAUAUAAAGUGUAAAUAAUUUAUACCAGUAGUGUUAGAUGAGAUUUUUUAUAAAAAAAUUUGUUACAACUGUCAUUGAAACGUACAUUUGAAUGAUAUAAUAUUAUCAUGUCAAUUUCGUCUAGUGUAAUGCAUUACACCAUACAUGUGGAAUUUAUGUAUUGUGUUUUCAAAUAUUAAAAUGUCGUCGUUUCUUUUGA
Messenger RNA from Hydra vulgaris (swiftwater hydra), 3579 nucleotides. The record is from RefSeq and is a predicted model, not a curated record. Lineage: Eukaryota; Metazoa; Cnidaria; Hydrozoa; Anthoathecata; Hydridae.